GCACACAAUUUCACCCAAGCAUGAUUCGCGCGAUCAAAGAACAGCGUCUAGAAGCGCACCGCUUACACAAAGAAUCCACAUCCGCUGGAGAACUAGCACAGCUUACAGGCGCACCCACACGCGUACACGCCUACGCGAGAACGCCUGGGGACGCACAGAGCGACUUCGAGAAAAAGGAAUCAACCCCGCAGUUCAGCUGAGCGUUUCGAUGACUCCGGACGACAAGUGCUUUUGCGCGAAAAGAAGCAGUGUUGAAAGAAAAAAGGGGUUUGUGUUUGUUGUGUGGGGUUUUGGGUGUCCCAUUCGCUUGUUGAUUGCAAUCACCAUCGUGUGAUAUUCGAUAUAAAUCGUUAGUGAGAAGCUUCAUCGGAGAAAGCACAACCGUUUUGUUUUGAUUGGUGUUGGGGAGUGCAAAUUACACAUCGGACAGCAUAAGCUACAGGAAUCACGCUUGAAUGAUCGAAAGUGUUUACGGGUCGGGUCAACGCGCUGCUGACGGAUCCAGAUGACGCAGUUCGAGAAACUACGCCUGUUUCUAGCGGGUUUCCUUGUUUGCUCGACAAAUCUAGCGGUAAAUGCGUACCGAAUCGGCGUGGGGCGAGCGGACUGCACCGGUCCACCUGUUGAGAUAGGCUUCGUAAGUGUGCUUGCACUAGAAAUGGGCUACGCGGAAUUCUCUCAGCGAGGUCACGGCAUCCACUUGCGGCAGUACUCCAGGGCUUUUAUCUUCGAGGAUGACCUCGGCGAAAGGAUCGUUUUCGUUAGUGCCGAUGCGGGAAUGAUGGGUCAUGCCGUGAAGCGUGACGUGGUGGAUUUGCUGCAACGGAAAUAUGGAGACAUGUAUCGAUUUGAGAAUGUGGUGCUCAGUGGGACCCACAGCCACAGUGUGCCUUCGGGAUUUCUGAUGUCGUUCCUGUACGACAUCGCAUCGUUGGGUUUCGUACCGCAGAAUUUUAACGCCCUGGUGGAAGGAAUCACACUGAGUAUUGUGAGAGCUCACGAAAGUGUGCGAGAUGGGAGCGUAUAUGUGGACGAAACAGUGGUAAAGGAUGCCAACAUCAAUCGGAGCCCUCGCGCCUACGAGAAUAAUCCAAAAGAGGAACGGGCGAACUACGUGGACAACACCGACAAGAAGUUGGUCCAACUAAAGCUAGUUGACACCAGCGGACGAAUCAUAGGAGCGAUCAACUGGUUUGCUGUUCAUCCCACGUCGAUGAACAAAACGAACCGCUAUCUAUCCAGUGACAAUGUUGGGUACGCCUCGUUACUGCUGGAGCAGGAAAUGAAUCCGGGCAGUCUGCCGGGACAAGGAGAGUUUGUGGGAGCCUUGGCCGCAUCCAAUUUGGGGGACGUUUCCCCCAAUGUAAUGGGACCGAGGUGCGAGAAAACCGGACUGCCAUGUGAUUCGCUUACAUCAUCCUGUCCGGAUGGCACUGGAGCGUGCAUUGCCUAUGGUCCUGGACAGGACAUGUUCGAGAGCACAAAAAUUAUUGCAAAAAGGAUCUACACUGCCGCAUCGAAACUGCUCAACUCCAACGAGGGCCGCCCCCUUCGCGGCCCGAUAGCCUACGCACAUCAGUUCAUCGACAUGAGUCAAGCCUUCGUGCCGUACUACAAUCGUACAACCCACCGGACGGAGCUGGUACGUGGCUGCUCGCCCGCCAUGGGAUAUAGCUUCGCAGCCGGCACAACCGAUGGCCCGGGAGCGUUCGACUUUCGGCAGGCCAUGCUGACGGACACCAUGUUCUGGAACACGGCACGGGAUUUCAUUGCCGUGCCCACCGCCGAGGACAAGGAAUGCCACGCGCCGAAACCCAUCCUGCUGGCCACCGGACGCACAACGUUUUCCUACGAGACGCAGCCGAAAAUUGUUCCAAUCCAGAUAUUGUUGCUCGGAGAGUUUGCAAUUGCGGCAGUCCCGGCGGAAUUCACUACCAUGUCGGGCCGGAGACUGCGGAAGGCCAUCCAGGAAAGCUCGGUUGAGGCGGGAGGUAAGCGGGUGACCGUGGUAAUAGCUGGUCUGUCCAAUAUGUACACCAGCUAUGUGGCCACUCCAGAGGAGUACGCAAUCCAGCGGUACGAAGGGGCUUCCACUCUGUAUGGGCCACAUACACUGACAAUGUAUUUGCAUCACUUCCGCAAGCUGAUGGAAGCGAUCGUGGGAGGGGACUAUGUGCUCAAGGGACCCGAACCACCGUUCGAGGAUUAUAAGCAGAUUACCUUAUCCACCGGUGUACUGUACGAUGGACAUCCCUAUGGGACCCAUUUCGGGGCAGUCUUGGUAGAACCGGAGGAAACAUACGCCAAAGGGGACGUAGUUAGGGCUUCUUUUGUCGCGGGAAACCCACGGAAUAAUUUGAUGCACGAGAAGACUUAUUUUACAGUUGAGAAAAAAACUGAUGAGGACGAGUGGCGGGUUGUGGCGACGGAUGCAAACUGGGAAACCAAGUUCAGAUGGAUCCGAAAGUCGACACUGUUCGCUUACAGCGACGUCGAGUUCGAAUGGGAAACCGGAGAGGACAUCGACGAAGGAAUCUACCGGAUUCAGCAUUUUGGUUAUUGGAGGUCUAUCCUUGGUGGAAUAUAUUCGUACAAUGGAACAACGAGGAAUUUUAGUAUUUUAUAGAAGAUAGUUUAGCGCCAUUACGAAUACUUUUGUAUUGCAUUGUGAUAGAAAUACAGGAACACAAGCUAGUCACAUAG
Messenger RNA from Toxorhynchites rutilus septentrionalis, 2703 nucleotides. Its product is annotated as neutral ceramidase-like. The transcript has 4 exons. Gene Ontology annotation, cellular component: extracellular region. The record is from RefSeq and is a predicted model, not a curated record. Gene Ontology annotation, molecular function: N-acylsphingosine amidohydrolase activity. Gene Ontology annotation, biological process: long-chain fatty acid biosynthetic process; sphingosine biosynthetic process; ceramide catabolic process. Bases 506 to 2626 code for a protein of 706 amino acids. NCBI's taxonomy places the organism in Eukaryota, Metazoa, Arthropoda, Insecta, Diptera, Culicidae.